CACUCCGGGAUGGAUCUGCCCUUAUAGCAAGUCUGCCUCAGCAGCUGCCAAGUUGCCUUUUUUUUUCAUUUUAGAGUGAAGCAGGACCCGAGACAAACGACAAGAAUCUUCCUGUCACUUCCUCGCACCAACUUGGCAGUGUUUGGCUGCAGCAUGAGUGCCGGAGCGCGUCCCCGCGCGGCGCUGCUGCUCUGCUUCGUCUGCUCCGCCUGCUCCGCGGCGGGCAGCAUGUUCGCCUUCACCGAGGAGCCCUACGAGAGAGCCGGGAGGGCGGACGGCUACUGCAGCCGGAUCCUCCGGGCUCAGAGCAACCGGAGGGAGGGCAACAACGAGUUCCGCCUGCGCGUGGAGGGCGACCCGGACAGUUACCAGCCGGGCAGCACGUACAGAGUGACUCUGAGUGCAUCCAGUCCCUCCUACUUCAGAGGGUUCACCCUUAUUGCCCUGAAAGAGGCUGCAGAAGGAGACAAGGAUGAAGACUAUGUUGGGCGUUUUCAGAUAAUUGAUGAGGAGGAGACACAGUUUAUGACCAACUGUCCCCCCGCAGUGACAGAGAGCACUCCUCGCAGGCGAACCAGCAUCCAAGUGUUCUGGGCGGCGCCCCCUAGUGGCUCAGGCUGCGUUCUUCUUAAGGCUAGCAUUGUGCAGAAGAGGAUAAUCCUUUUCCAAGAUGAAGGCCCACUCACCAAGAAGAUGUGUGAAAAAGAAUCCUUGUACGGAGACACCACAGACAAACCGCUGCUCGACUGUUGUGCCUGUGGGACGGCAAAGUACAGAGUCACCUUCCACGGGAACUGGUCAGAGAAGAUUCAUCCCAAAGACUAUCCCCGUCGUGCCAAUCACUGGUCAGCCAUCAUCGGUGCCUCCCACUCUAAGAAUUAUGUGCUGUGGGAAUACGGCGGCUUAUCCAGCGAUGGAGUAAAGCAGGUCGCCGAGCUGGGCUCCCCGGUUAAAAUGGAGGAGGAGAUCAGACAGAAGGGUGAAGAGGUCCUAACGGUGAUCAAAAUGAAAGCACAGUGGCCGGCCUGGCAGCCCCUCAACGUGCGCGCUUCCCCUUCAGCUGAAUUCUCCGUGGACCGGAGCCGCCACCUCAUGUCCUUCCUGACCAUGAUGGGACCCAGUCCAGACUGGAAUGUGGGUUUGUCUGCGGAGAACUUGUGCACUAAGGAGUGUGGUUGGGUCCAGAGGGUGGUCCAGGACCUGAUCCCAUGGGAUGCAGGCACCGAUAGCGGGGUGUCAUAUGAGUCUCCGAACAAGCCUACUCUGCACCAGGAGAAGAUUCGUCCCCUGACAAGUUUGGAUCAUCCUCAAAGCCCGUUUUAUGAUCCAGAGGGAGGUGCCAUCACUCCUGUGGCCAGGGUGGUGGUGGAGCGCAUUGCCAGGAAGGGUGAACAGUGCAACAUUGUGCCGGACAAUGUGGAUGACAUUGUAGCAGAUAUUGCCCAGGAGGAGAAAGAGGAAGAUGACACUCCUGAAACAUGUAUCUACUCCAACUGGUCUCCAUGGUCGGCCUGCAGCUCGGCCACUUGUGACAAGGGCAAGCGGAUGCGGCAAAGGAUGCUCAAGGCCCAGUUGGACCUGAGUGUUCCCUGCCCACACACUCAGGAUUUUGAGCCAUGCAUGGGACCUGGAUGCAGUGAUGAAGAUGCCUCUACCUGCAUGAUGUCAGAGUGGAUCACCUGGUCUCCAUGUAGUGUAUCCUGCGGAGCAGGCACGCGUUCUCGGGAACGAUAUGUUAAACAGUUUCCGGAUGAUGGUUCAGUCUGCAAUCUGCCCACAGAGGAGACCGAGAGCUGUGUGGUCAAUGAGGAGUGCUCUCCCAGCAGUUGCUUGGUUACAGAGUGGGGUGAAUGGGACGUCUGCAGCGCCACAUGCGGUCUUGGCAUGAAGAGGAGAGAGCGCAUGGUGAAGAUGCCUCCUGCAGAUGGCUCCAUUUGUGGGGCAGAGGUGCUAGAAGUAGAGAAGUGCAUGAUGCCAGAAUGCCAUACAAUCCCAUGCUUGCUGACCCCAUGGUCUGAUUGGAGUGACUGCAGCGUAACAUGUGGGAAGGGUUUGAGGACACGACAGCGGAUUCUCAAAUCGCCUUUGGAGCUGGGAGAGUGUACAGAGGAUUUGGAGCAGAUGGAGAAGUGCAUGCUACCAGAGUGUCCCAUUGACUGUGGCAUGUCGGAGUGGACGGAGUGGUCAGAAUGCAAUAAAUCCUGUGGGAAGGGUCACACAAUCCGGACUCGCAUUGUGAUGCUGGAGCCUCAGUUUGGUGGAGACCCUUGUCCAGAAACCAUCCAGAGGAAGAAGUGUAAGAUCAGGAAGUGCAACCGUGGACAAGGCACCAGUGAUGAGAGGAGACGGCGCAAGGAGCAGCGAGAAAAGCGGAGAAGCAAACAGGGCAGAGCUGAAGGCGCCUCCGAGCAUCCAGGGUGUAGGAUGAGACCGUGGUCAAGUUGGACAGAAUGUACCAAGCUAUGCGGUGGAGGUAUUCAAGAGCGACUCAUGACUGUGAAGCAGAAGUUUAAGACUGCCCAGCUGUCCAGCUGCAAGGACAGGAAAGAGAUCAGGGCCUGCAAUGUGCAUCCCUGUUAGGGCCACGUGAAGGAAGGGGAUGAUGUGAACUCGGUGGGGAGGAGGGCGACAGUGGGGCUGAAAAGAGUUUAGCGCACACUGUCACACAAUGAUCCAAUGCACUCUGUUUAGAGCUGAAAUGGCCCGUUCUUGAAUCUGUAUUGGUUAAAUCCAGACUCGGGUCAGUUAUCGUUUAAAGAAAGUGAAAUGUAUACUUCUCUCUGGUAAUCUCUGGAUUUCAACUCGGCUGAUUCUGCUGUGGUUUCAAACUAGCUCUGAUACACAUAUGACUCUUUUGCAACAUUACUGUAAACUUGUUGUGGUAUAAUAUAUCUUGAAAAAUAAAAUUAUGAAUUGUAAACUGAUUUAAAGAUUAAAAAAGAACUGUUAUCUCUUGUGGUAUCCUUUAGUAGUACAGUAUAAUCCAACCUUUAAGCACAGGUGCCCAGCCAUUCCAGUGUUUUAUAUGCCUUCAAUUGUUCAGUUGUUUGUAGGACACAAUAUUACCAGUAAUUUUUAUUUUUUACCCAGCUGAUUUACUGUACAUGUAGAUGCCUCAUGAUUGACAUCUAUAUGAUUUGGAACAUUAUUAGAAAAUGUGUUAUUUUUUUGCAGUGUAAUUUUUUGAUAAGAAUGUGUCCGAAGAUUCUUACCAAAGUCUUGUGUAGAUGUUUUCUAAGUGUUUUUUCCCUUUUCUUUAUCUCUCUUCCUCUA
This is a messenger RNA of Cololabis saira (Pacific saury), 3273 nucleotides long. It is a transcript of the gene spon1a, whose product is annotated as spondin 1a. The coding region runs from base 154 to 2580 and encodes 808 amino acids. Lineage: Eukaryota; Metazoa; Chordata; Actinopteri; Beloniformes; Belonidae. Gene Ontology annotation, biological process: cell adhesion. Gene Ontology annotation, cellular component: extracellular matrix. The transcript is spliced from 16 exons. The record is from RefSeq and is a predicted model, not a curated record.